UGCCUCAGCCCCCGACGAGCUGCGAUUCCGGAAGUCCCGCGUGGGGGCCGGUGGGCCUUCGGCCCAGGCGGCUAUGGCCGUGGCUACUGUAGCUGCACUCCUGGCCGCACUGGGUGGGGCCCUGUGGCUGGCUGCCCGACGGUUCGUGGGGCCCAGUGUCCAGCGCCUGCACGGAGGCGGAAACUCGAGCCUCAUGCACGGGAAGACCGUGCUGAUCACGGGGGCGAACAGCGGCCUGGGCCGCGCCACGGCCGCCGAGCUGCUGCGCCUGGGGGCGAGGGUGAUCAUGGGCUGCCGCGACCGUGCGCGCGCCGAGGAGGCAGCGGGUCAGCUCCGCCGCGAGCUCCGCGAGGCCGGGGGCCCGGAGCCGGGCUCUGACGACGGCGAGGCCGGGGAGCUCGUCGUCAAGGAGUUGGACCUCGCCUCGCUGCGCUCGGUGCGCGCCUUCUGUCAGGAGAUGCUCCAGGAAGAACCUAGACUGGACGUCUUAAUCAACAAUGCAGGAAUCUUCCAGUGCCCUUAUAUGAAGACCGAAGAUGGGUUUGAGAUGCAGUUUGGCGUGAACCAUCUGGGGCACUUUCUACUCACCAAUCUUCUCCUUGGACUCCUCAAAAGUUCAGCUCCCAGCAGGAUUGUGGUAGUUUCUUCCAAACUUUAUAAAUAUGGAGACAUCAACUUUGAAGACUUGAACAGUGAACAGAGCUAUAAUAAAAGCUUUUGUUACAGUCGGAGCAAACUGGCUAACAUUCUUUUUACCAGAGAACUGGCCCGCCGCUUAGAAGGCACAAACGUGACUGUCAACGUGUUACACCCUGGUAUUGUGCGGACUAAUCUUGGCAGGCACAUACACAUUCCACUGUUGGUCAAACCACUUUUCAAUUUGGUGUCAUGGGCUUUUUUCAAAAGCCCAGUAGAAGGUGCCCAGACUUCAGUUUAUUUAGCCUCGUCACCUGAGGUAGAAGGUGUGUCAGGAAAGUACUUUGGAGAUUGCAAAGAGGAAGAACUAUUGCCCAAAGCUAUGGAUGAGUCUGUGGCAAGAAAGCUCUGGGAUAUCAGUGAAGUAAUGGUUGGCCUUUUAAAAUAGGAACAAGGAGUGGAAGAGAGCUAUUUAUAAAACUGGCUGCCAGUUAUAUCUGUCAUCAGAAAUGGGGUGGCUUGAGUACUUGCUACUUGAAAACUGUUUUGGUUUUACGCUAGUACUGCUGAGAGGUACAUAUGGAUAUUUUGAAGUUACUAAAAAGUUAUUUUUUUGGAGAGCAUAAAAUUUCUGAAAAGAUGUCUUAAAUAUACAGUAAGCAUAAUGAAUAGUAAAAUGAGCAUUAUAAUAUACUUUAGAAAUUAUAAUUGAGCAAGCAUGGAUUAUGAAUAUUAAAGAAUCCACUGACUUAAACACCUUGUGAACUUUUUCAAAUACCUUUUGAGUUUCAUGGCCAAAGUGUUAAAUAUUUUCAUUGCAGUGCUGGUUUUUGUGUGAAAACAACAUGCCUGUUGUGUGCACAGUUCUUACGUGGAAUAAAUUUAAUGAUGCAAAUCCUUAA
This is a messenger RNA of Enhydra lutris kenyoni (northern sea otter), 1538 nucleotides long. It is a transcript of the gene RDH14, whose product is annotated as retinol dehydrogenase 14 (all-trans/9-cis/11-cis). The coding region runs from base 74 to 1084 and encodes 336 amino acids. The transcript has 2 exons. The record is from RefSeq and is a predicted model, not a curated record. NCBI's taxonomy places the organism in Eukaryota, Metazoa, Chordata, Mammalia, Carnivora, Mustelidae.